This is a messenger RNA of Stegastes partitus (bicolor damselfish), 1262 nucleotides long. RefSeq lists its product as uncharacterized. The record is from RefSeq and is a predicted model, not a curated record. The transcript has 8 exons. NCBI's taxonomy places the organism in Eukaryota, Metazoa, Chordata, Actinopteri, Pomacentridae. The coding region runs from base 32 to 1051 and encodes 339 amino acids.
UGAUCCGGUUCUCCUGGGCCCCUGCGGGGACAUGGAGCCGGACUGUACAGAAGCAGCCCGGAUGGUGCUCAACCUCACGGAAAGUCGUAGAGUCCAGAAAGUUUUGUGGCGUCAGGUGUUUGUUCUGGACUCCAUGAUGUCGCUCCUGGAAGGUCUGGAAUCUGUUCAACAACUGAUGACACAGUCCUGCCUUCCGCAGCCUGAGAGCGGGGCUCGCGGCAGGUGGAAGGCUCUGAAGGCAGACAGCAGGUCCGGGUUAGAGGAGACGGAGGUUCUACUCAGAUCUCUGCAGGACCGAGUCCAACAAAUACACAACAGAAGAAACACACUCACACAGCUGGUUCAACAGCUGCACAGCAAGAAGCAGCAGCGUGAACAGCUGGAGGAGUCUCUUCAGAAGGCCCAGGAUGCAUUGCAGUCAUGUGACCAUCAACUGAGCCUGUUGAGGGCGGAGUCAGAGAACGUGCUCGGUCAGCUGAUCGGCUGGCAGCAACUCAGAGAUGAGCUGCAGACGCACCUGUCUGCCGUCCAAGACGUCAUGCAGAUCAACCUGCUGACCUUCAGCCAAUCAGAGCUGUGUGUGGAGCUCAGGCCACGCCCCUCGUGCACCCUGUCGUCCAAUGAGCUGGAGCCGCUGAAGCUGUCAGUCACUUGGAGCCAUGACGACCGCUUCAGACUGCAGGUGAGUGACGGGACGGCCGGUCUGGUGGAGGACUGCCUGUCUGGCCGCCGGGUGGAGCUGAGCACCGCCCUGCUGGAGGUGAUGCAGUGUUACGUGGGGCAGGCCGAGCUGCUGUCAGAGAUCCAGGCGCUGAGAUCCAGCUUCCCCAUCGACUGGCGUCCUGCUCAGCGCCUCCUCAUCUACCUGAAGACGGCGUCGCUGGUGUGUCACCUGGAGGUGGAGGAGGGAUACCCGAGCAGCGGGAAGGCUCGACUGCUGUCAGUGCAGCGAGAUGGACAACCUCUGGACACAUCUGGACUGAAGCCUCCUAACACUGGUCUCAGUCUCACCAACUGGUUGGUGUUUCUCAGCAGCAGUUCGUUCAUCUGACCCACGUUCUGUUGUCCUCACUUCUUCUUUUUUUCCACCCAUUUCUCUUUUUGUCUGCUUUGUCCACUCUCACCUUCAUCUACAUUCAGCUCCUUCUGUCUGUCUGUCAGCUGGAUUUCUUUGUAUUUCUGACAUCAAAGUGUAAAUAAAUCUUUUACAUCGACACCAAACCGACUGCGAAACAUGAUUUCUUAAAUACAAAUAUUGAUUC